Molecule: messenger RNA, 1397 nt
Organism: Theobroma cacao (cacao)
Lineage: Eukaryota; Viridiplantae; Streptophyta; Magnoliopsida; Malvales; Malvaceae
Source: RefSeq, a predicted model, not a curated record
UCCAACAAAAAGAAUAAAAGAAGAGGAAUUUUCCAUCAGGAUAAGGCUUCCCCAUCUUCAUUUAUUCGGUUCAGUAUUUAACUAUUUAGAAAAUUAAAGAAACUCUUUGUGUGUUUAUUUUUUUUAUUUUUUCUCUCUCUGUUAUCAACAAUGGCGGAAAUAUCGCUACCCCAUGUGCACUUCACCAGAUAUUAAUACCCCACUCUUUUGCGCUCUCUUACUUUCUCUGCUCUUUUCAUUUCCCAAAACGAUGUCUCUUGUUUUCGAAAGGAAUGACAAUACUAAUUCAAUCAGACGCUCAGGGUUUAUCCACGGGAUGGAGUGUAUCUCGGUCUAUGGUUCGCCAGAGGAGAAAAACGAGGGCCGGAGGGGGUUGUCGUCGGCGGAUGAGAGAGAAGAGGAGGAUUCGAGGUCUUGUAGUUCGUCGUCAAUCGGAAGGAAUAGUGAUGUUUCCGAUGGAUCAUCAUCGGAUGGUGAAGAUUCAACGGAGGCUGAAGCGCAAAGCGAGCUUAAAGGACCUUUGGAUACCAUGGAUGCUCUAGAGGAGGUUUUGCCUGUGAGAAGAGGCAUAUCCAAGUUUUAUAAUGGCAAAUCAAAGUCCUUCACAAGUCUUGCUGACGCAGCUGCUGCUUCCUCCAUUAAAGAUUUUGCAAAGCCGGACAAUCCUUAUAAUAAGAAACGGAAGAACUUAUUAGCUCAUAGUUCUUUGUUGUUCAAGAAUCACAAUCAUCCUUUGAGAAGCAGUGGAAGUGAGAUAUCAAAGAGAUUAACUAAUUCAAGUCGAAGCACUGUGGCUCUUGGAACCACCCUGGGCAGCUCUGACUCCAACUCAAUCUCGUCUUUGCCAUCUACCUGUCUUCCACCUUUGCAUCCACAGUGUAAAAAAUCAACUACCAUCAGAUCAUCAUCACCAACUACUCGACCAAACCCUCCUUGUCGGUCUUUCUCCUUGUCUGAUCUACAGUUUGUCGCUGCUGCAACUCCUAACAUAACUGGUUUAGCUGUUCAUAGUGGAGACAAGGACAAAAAACUGCGCUGAAUUUAACUCAAGUUUCACUUGCAAAAUUGUGAAAUUAGAAGUUGCUAAAAUUUUUAUGGUCUUGGUCUUGAAGACUGUCAGUCUAUCACUUGCAGCUUCCUGCCUUGAUCUAAUGCUUGUACUUGUAGUGCUAGGUAUACCAUGGCCAGGCAUUUUGAGAAGUAAUUCCCACUUUACUAUUCUCAUAUCAUGUUUGCUGUGACCUAGAUAACGAUGAGAAUACUGUAUUGUAUAAUAUGAGAUGUAAAAUAUAUUCUCUUCCUAAACAGGAAAUGCUGGCCUUUUCUCAUGUAACGGUGAUAUGGGAGUUGCUGUUUACAUGUUACUGCAGUACAGUUUUUCCUUUUCCUCCUCCUUA